AUGGCGUCGCCGUCGCCGUCAACCACUACGGCGACUACAAUGACGUCGUUUCUAUCACCGACACAAAGGUAUGCUGCCGCCGCAUUAUUCGGACUAUCCCUUCACGAAUCCCAAGUCAACCAGACUCGCAUUCUACCCUUACCAGCUUCGGAUGACUCCAUCUCCAACACCUAUCGAAUCAGUAGUAGUAGCUCUAGCAGUAUUGAUUCUGUGUCUGAUGAUCCUGAUCUCUGGGUUCACCAUCACUCCGGUUUACUCCAACCCAUUUUCAAGUUUCUAGAUAUUGAUUCAUCUGCGUGGUAUGGAUUAGAAGAAACUGCUGGUUCUUCUUCUGCUACACAUCAUGUUGGACCAUAUAUGAGACUGCUUUCACAAGAAUUUGAUGAGGGUUCUGCUGAAUCUUCUCAAAGGCUAGACCAAGAACUUGCAUUGUCAAAAGCUGUUGAUGCUAUAGUACUUGAGUUGGAAAAGAAUUUGCAGACUUCCAACUCUAAAAGAGAGAGGCUUAAUGAGUACCAGCAUCAGUGUCGCGAAAAAUUUUCGGCACCGGAUGUUCAAUCUAAUUCCGAAAAGGCAGAUGUAAACUUUGAAACUCAGGAUGAGACUGAUGUUACCCCUUUAAUCAACUUUGAAGACAUAGACCAGGGGUCUAGUAAUAGUAAAAUUGAAGAGAGACCUGCAACAUUUACACAAGAAAAAGCAAAACGAUUACAAAGACUGCUAAUUGAGAAAGACAAAAGGGGCAGUCUGCAACACACAACAAACCGUACCGCCAGACAAUACCUGCAAAACAAAACAUCCAGCCCACACACCUGCAGAAAUCGUACCAUGCCUGCUACAAAUUCACUCCACACCAGACCAACAAACAAAAUCCUGCACCUGAAAAUGACUUGA
Molecule: messenger RNA, 894 nt
Organism: Lathyrus sativus (Indian pea)
Lineage: Eukaryota; Viridiplantae; Streptophyta; Magnoliopsida; Fabales; Fabaceae
Source: the annotation of a GenBank genome assembly